AUGCCAAGUAACACCACGCCCUUGGCGGUUCCUUGGCGGUUUUUCUUAGCCAGAACCCGACUUCUUGGUCCAAAGACAACUCGGAUACCCCUACACCCCGUACCGUGCGGUUGGACCUCUGGGAUCGUCCCGGCCACGGGUGAUACCAGCCCGUCCAGACUCAGCCCAAACUUCGUUCCUCCGAUGGCACCAAAAGGGCACCGAUCCACGACCACUUAA
Podospora pseudocomata is the source of this 219-nucleotide messenger RNA. RefSeq lists its product as uncharacterized. Lineage: Eukaryota; Fungi; Ascomycota; Sordariomycetes; Sordariales; Podosporaceae. The coding region runs from base 1 to 219 and encodes 72 amino acids. The record is from RefSeq and is a predicted model, not a curated record. The transcript is spliced from 2 exons.